Pelodiscus sinensis (Chinese soft-shelled turtle) is the source of this 5384-nucleotide messenger RNA. It is a transcript of the gene ELL2, whose product is annotated as elongation factor for RNA polymerase II 2. Gene Ontology annotation, cellular component: transcription elongation factor complex. NCBI's taxonomy places the organism in Eukaryota, Metazoa, Chordata, Testudines, Trionychidae. Gene Ontology annotation, biological process: snRNA transcription by RNA polymerase II; transcription elongation by RNA polymerase II; positive regulation of transcription elongation by RNA polymerase II. The record is from RefSeq and is a predicted model, not a curated record. Gene Ontology annotation, molecular function: cis-regulatory region sequence-specific DNA binding.
GAUAGCUGGUACGUCAGCAGCAGGAUGGCUGUAGCUGCGGCGGCGGCGGCUGCAGGCAGCGCGGCCGCAGCGGUGGUGGCGGCGGCGGCGGCAGCAGCUGCAGCAGCGGGGCGGGGGGCGGUGUAAGAUGGCGGCGCUGCGGGAGGGGGGCAGGUAUGGCGUGUCCUGCGGCAGGGGCACCCAGGACAACAUCACGGUGCUGCACGUCAAGCUGACCGAGACCGCCUUCCGGGCUCUGGAGAGCUACCAGGGCAGCAAGAAUCUUAUUGCUUCUCGACCCUCAAUCCAGUUUCAAGGACUCCAAGGGCUUGUCAAAAUUCCCAAAGCUGAUCUCCCAAAUGAAGUGCAUAACUUUAACUUCUACUUGUCAAAUGUUGGCAAAGAUAAUCCUCAGGGAAGCUUUGAUUGUGUCCAGCAAACUGUUUCAAGUUCUGGAGCCUCGCAACUCAAUUGUCUGGGAUUUAUACAGGAUAAAAUUACAGUAUGUGCAACAAAUGAUUCUUAUCAGAUGACAAGAGAACGCAUGACCCAGGCAGAAGAAGAAUCUCGCAACCGCAGUACAAAGGUCAUAAAACCUGGUGGGCCUUUUGUAGGUAAAAGAGUACAGAUCCGGAAAGCACCACAGAGUAUUCCAGAUGCAGUGCCUGAAAGGAAAAGGUCAAUGCCCAUCAAUCCUGCAAAUACAAUACGAAAGACCCACGUAAACAAUGGUGUUUCACAGCGGCCAUACAGGGACAGGGUGAUUCACUUACUGGCACUGAAAACCUACAAGAAACCAGAGUUGCUUGCUCGCUUGCAAAGAGAUGGUGUUAAUCAAAAAGACAAGAACUCCCUUGCAGCUAUCCUUCAGCAGGUAGCGAACUUGAAUGCCAAGGACAACUCUUACACGCUGAAGGAAUAUGUAUUUAAAGAGAUCCAAAAAGACUGGCCUGGGUACAAUGAGAUAGACAGACAGUCAUUGGAGUUAUUACUUUCUAGAAAGCUAAAUUCAUCUCAGAAUGCCACCAGCACCAGUCAUUUGGAAUCUCCUCUAAGUUCUUCUAAAGAUGCUGCAUCUGCUUCUCCUUCCCAGAAACGGCUAUUGGAUUCAGAUUUUAUUGAUCCUUUAAUGAAUAAAAAACCAAGAAUAUCUCACCUUACCAACAGAGUUCAACCAACAUUAAAUGGUCAUUUGACUGCUUCCAAUGAGAGAACUGCUGCUGCUCCACCACCACCACCUCCCCCUGCAGCUGCUGCCACUCCAACCCCUCCAACACUUCCUUCAACUCGCCUUCCUAUUUCAAACCCUCUUCAGCCGGUAAACUCUAACUCCAAUUCCCCUAGCACUCCUGAAGGCCGGGGAACUCAAGACCUGCCUGUUGAUAGUUAUAGUCAGAAUGGCAGCAGCAUCUUUGAGGACCAGCAAGAAAAAUAUACCUCUAGGACUCCUUCAGAAAUGCCAGCACCCACUGCAGUUGAGUUAACGUGUCCAAAGUCAACAGAUGAGAUACAUUCAGUAUUGCACAAAAAAUCCAAAAAGAAGUCAAAAAAACAUAAGGAGAAGGACCAAAUCAAAACACACAACAUGGAGAAUAUGGAAGAGAAGGAAAAAGACCUUAAAGAAGAAAUUGUCAAGCAGAAAACGUCCAGUUUGGAUUCAAGUGAAGGUGUUAAAGAGACUUGCACUGACUCUACAGAUCCUUCAUCAACAAGUGAACUACCAGACUACUUUGUAAAAUAUAUAGCUAUUGUCUCAUAUGAGCAACGCCAGAGUUACAAGGAUGACUUCAAUGCAGAGUAUGAUGAAUACAGAAGCUUACAUGCUAGGAUGGAGAAUGUCACUAGAAGAUUUAUGAAACUUGAUGCUCAGCGUAAGCGCCUUUCUCCAGGAUCUAAGGAGUAUCAGGUAGUUCAUGAGGAAGUCCUACAGGAAUAUCGGAAGAUCAAAGAGUCUAGUCCCAACUAUCAUGAGGAAAAGUACAGAUGUGAAUAUCUCCAUAACAAACUGGCUCAUAUUAAAAGACUAAUAGGUGAAUUUGACCAACGACAAGCAGAGUCAUGGCACUAAAGCUCUGCUUGGACCAGAAGAUGUGAAUAAACUUAAGCUUAUUUAUUUAAAAUUCCAAAUGAGUUGCUCUAAGAGUCUAAAAAGAUAACUUUUGCAUUACAAAAGUUUCAGUAUUAGCAGACCUGAGUUACUACUUUUGUUGUUGUUGAGGUUGCUUCUCUGCAUAUUUGAAGCUGCUUUUUUCUGGUCCCUUCUUUUCCUUAAGACUAUGUUCGUCCAUGGAAAUCAUUUUACCAGUAGAUACUGGGGACUCAGUAUCUUUACUUUGAAGUUGUGCACAUUAAAACAAUGUAGCAAGUUGAAAUGCUUUGGGAUAAAUAUAGGCCUGUUUUCUGACCUUUUUUUGUUAAUUCAAACUCUUUGCCUUAAAUGGUAGAAGGUUUAAAAUUUGCACAAAAAUUUUAAAGAACGUGAAAACAUUAUUUGGAGGGUUAAAGAGGUGUGUGUGUGUAUAUAUGAAAGCUAUAUACAGCCUCUUCAUUGACAAUAGUAAUUUACCCCUGCAACUUAAACCCCCACUGCAAUGGUUGCCUUAAGGUGUUUGCUAGUGUGUGCUUAGUGUAGUUAAAUUAUUAGCUACACUGCUUCCCAUUUUAUUAAAACAGCGGGAAGCACUCUGUGGCCUACCAGCAUCUGAAAGUGUGUGCUUGUACUGUAUGUGUGCAAGGUUGUGUGGGUGUGAGCAUGAUGAGAGAAGAAAAAAAACUGCUGCUCCAAGUAGGCCAAAUGCUCAGGUUAAAACAACUGAGGAGUGUUGCUGUAGGUUUUUUCCUAUAAAAUUGCUACUUCUAUUGUGGAAGAUGAAAGCAUUUCCAUUUCAACAGUUUGUCAGCUUUAUUAGUGUUGGGAAAAAUUGAUUCUUUACAAAAAUUGAACAGAUCUAUAGUUUUUGGGCAAAAUUAUAAAAUUCAACAUGUAGGUGACCUAUUUAUAUACUGCUAUAAAGUAUUUUUUUGAAGAGAGAUAUGCCAAGAAGCUAUUGCCUACAUGAAAUGUAUAUUUAAAGAGUUUUCUCCUGGGUGCCAGGAAUAUAACAAAGAACAGAUAUAUUUAACUAUAAAAUACUGUGAUCAUCAAACAGCACAAACUUUCAUUUCAUGCAGUUUAUUGCUUUAAUUUGAUUUAAACUGUCACUUUAUCAUUGUGGGAACAUAAGUUAUUUGGUCAAAAAAAUAAGCAUUUUGGAUUAAUCUUUGUUUACUUGUCUUAUUGUAUUUGUCUUUUCAAAGUGCUGCCAAUUGAAAACGGAAGCAUUAUGUUUACAAAUCUAAUUUUGGAAUGUUUGCCAAAAUUUUGGUAGUAUCUUUAAUAAACUUUAUCUCCAGCAUCAAAAAAAAAUUGUUGUGUAUCACUGUAAACCAGAAAAUGUUUUAUAGAAAUGUCAGAAAGUGUACACUACAAUAACUGGAACAGUGAAGUGCACGUUUAGUAUCAAUCCUUUUGAUGCAUUACUUUAACUAGUGAGAUUCAAUAGGAGGGAUUUGUCUUCCAAGUUAAUGAGAUCUUUGUUACACUACAGAUAUGUAAGGAUUUUCAUUAUUUAGUACCAAGUUGAUAUCUCUAACACUAUGAUGAGAUUUCAGUUGCUUUUACUUGAUUAAUUGUAACUGGUACAAUCAGCAUGUUAAGUUUUUAAUUACUUGAACAUUUAUUAAAAAUGUAAGACUAUGCAAAGGAAAUUGCAUGCUUCCCAAUGAAAUAAAUGUCUUUGAGGGCUGAAUUAAAUCCAGACAUGUUAUGCAAAUGUGUAAACUUGAACACAAUGCCUUGUCCCGUGACUUAAGUUUUAGUAUAACAACUUUUGAUGUUGAUCCAUUAGCAACAAUGAAAUGACAAUAGCUGUAUUGUUCAGGCUAAAUGUAUGGUUCUAAAAAUGGUCUAUUUUAGGCACUAAGUGUUCUCCUAUUUGAAAUGUAACUGCAGGCCAAAGCACAGACUUUGUAACAUCUACUCCAUUGUUACUCUAAAGCAGUGACAGUAUAUGUAGUAAUUAUCUUAGUGCCUACUUUGUGUGAUACCAUGACUUUAUAAAAUAGACUACUGCAAUUGAAGCAUUCAUAUGGUCUUCCUGUACAAAAGGAAUCACCUGUGCUGGCAUACAUCUUCUGGUUUAUAGGCAUCUAUUGCAGCUGGAAGUUGAUCUUUCAUAGAGAUCUAGCAUUGCUUAUCAUAGACCCGACAAACGACUUUAAAAGUCUUAAUCUAAAUUUUGACCUUUUGCAUUCAGCAUUUCUCAAAGUUUCCCUAGAGUGUACAUUCCUGUUGAACAAAUGUCCAAGCCUAUUGAAGUGAGGCCUCUAAUAGUACUGCCUGUCACACAAAGUUUGCCAUCUCACUCAAACAGAUUAAACUUUUUGCAAACAGUGGCAAAAACUUGGCUUGCGUUACACUACUGUUAAUACAACACUGCUGGUGAAGGGGAGCCAGUUUGUAUCUGGUUUUAGGAAAUCCAGUGAGUCUUGCAUUUGAAGAAAACUGAUGAAACAUUUGAAAUGCUGUUUUGAGAGCAUAGGGAAUAAAUAGCUGUCCACUGUUGGCAAAACCUUCAUACGCAAAUGGCGUAGUUUUUCAGUGUUACUAGUUUGUUAAUCUGGGAGGAAUUGAGGGGGCAAGUUAGCACAUUUUUUAAAUUGUAGAUGUUAAGUGAUUGAAAACAUAAUUCAGACAAAGUUUUAGCUCUUUUUGCUGGCUAUUUUCAAUGUUUUUUUUUUAAAUUGGGCAUUAAAUUUUCUAAGUAUCCAGUUGAUUUUGCAAGUUUUACAAUAAAUUUGCCCUAAAGAUAUUUAAAUAGGAUGCUAAGUGAAGCAUAUGCAGGCAUAAGUGUUGGAUGCACAUAACUGAAGAUGCCUUAAACAAAAAUUGGAUUGAUUAAGCAGUUCAUAUACUGUAACUUAUUUUAAACUAAUAGAAAUUUCACAGCUAGUCUUUCUGCCAAUGUAAAUGUGCAUUCAUUCCAUAUUAGCUUGGAAGUCUCUUUACAGCUAAUUAUUUUCAUAAAUGUUACAAAUUUUUUCAUGUGUACCUAAUGGGAAGAGACAUGGCUAGCACUUGAGUAGCCUUUUCAGUUUGGGGGAAGGAUACCAAAGGAAGUAAUGGAAUGUUAGACAGCACUGUGGUAAUGUGAAGAAAAACAGGGCUGGAAUCUCCCUUUCUGCCUUUUUUUAAAUGUUUUUAAAAAACUAUUUUUCAAUAAUUGCACACACUGUGCUAAGAGUCCUAAAGCAAAACACCCCAGUGGAAUUUUAACUAAUGAAAAUUUGAACUAUUGUUGCCCCUCUGUUCUAUAUCAGUUUAAGUUCAAUAAAAUGUUAACUUUGCAAUUCUGGCACUUACUUUG